AGAAAGCUGCAGAAGUACAGCUGAACAUCAAACAGAAACGUCUUGAAACUCUAAAACUUUAUUAUGGCUUCUGAUCAGCAUGUUUGGAAGAGGUACCUAAGAGGCAUUAAAAUCCGCCAGGACUCCAGAAUUGAAGAUUUUCUGCAUGCAGAGAACAUAAUCUUCACCAUCCUAGAAAGGGUAAAUUCUGUGGAUUACAGGUUUUUGGUUGACUAUUCCAGAGAUCAUGCCAACUUUGAGUAUUCCUUACAAACUGAGUUACAUGAACUCUCCAUGGAGGUACCCCUGUGGCUUGAUAGUGCUGCUUUAGUCCUUGAGGCAGACUGCAAGACCCCUCGGUAUGAAUUAGAUGGGGUGUCACAUAAGCAGACACCCAGGCAAGAUUUUUGUUAUAUUGGGGUACCAAAGGAAGGAAGCAACUUGGAACAGUGGUCCUCGGGAGGCAUCUUCCAUGAGACGACCAGCAGUAGUUGCAGAGGUCACAUUGUCCCUGGAAAGCUUGUCAAGCUAUUGAAAGAACUGAUUGUUGCAGCUAUUGUUUACUGCCGGCAAACUGAACAGAUUAAACCAGGCGAUGUCAAUGCCACCCUUCUGAGUAAAGACAGUGCACAAAUACCUCUUCAGGUUCGUUGUGGAAGCAAGAUGAUUCAGUUCAACAUCACCCCAAAGAUCACACGAGUGAAGACAAACCUUGCUAUUGAUCUGAACCAUCGUGGGAAGAAUUUACCCAAGGGAGCUCUACAGGAUGUACUCAGUGAGGGUGCCGACCUCAUAGCUGCCAGUUACUAUCAUUGGAGGCACUGCUUCAGUCGCCCACUCUGGAAGUUGUUAAAGAAUUUUGACUCUGUUAAGGGAUAUCAUCUUGAUGCUCUUUGCCUUUUGGAUCGAGUGAACACCGUUCACUGGCGGGAGGAUGGUCAGAAGCUGGGCCUCACUUUUCAGCACCUGCAGACAAUAUUGCUGUGGGCUGCCAGCUUCUUUCUGUCCCCCGAAGACUGGCAAGAACUCAGUUCAGCAGUGUAUCGUCUCCUGGUUGUCCUUAUACGGUGUCUAGCAAUGAGCAAACUUCCCAGCUUCCUUUAUCCCCACAUCAACCUCUUCCAAGAUGAGAACAUUGACCUUAAGCCUCUCUACUGGAAGGUACUGGAAUUUGCUAACUGCCCAGAACAGUUCCUACACCUGCACGUGACUCAUAUGGUUAAGACAACAAAGCAACGCAUGGACACCUAUGCUCAGACAGUGCUGGAGACACCAGAUCAGACGGGAGAACUGUGGAGCACAGCUUACUUCGAUGUCCUUCUCAGUAAGUUUCAGGAGUACCAUAUUCAAGAUGCAGCUAGAACCGCCACUAUGAAGGAAACUUGGCUUAAAAUUGGAGGGAUGGAUGAAGAUAAGAAGUAAUCCAUGUGAUCUCUUCAGCUGGCACAAUUUGAGAAUAGCAACUGCCUUGACAUCACAUACUCAUGUAGCGAUGAACUUUUGAUAAACAUCUUUAGCCGACAAAAGAAUGGAACCACCUCUGUUACGACCCUCAUAUUAUUUACAUAAGCUGGUUCCAGCUGCCUUAAAUGCUGUCGAUCUUUCUUUCACUUGGAUAAAGACAAUAUAGAUCAGAAUACGGAAUAAUGUCAGUGUUUGUUUUCUAGGUGACACAAGCAGGACUUGAGAAAACUCCUUCUUGCUUUAUUUCACCACAAAAAUUUACAUGAAGUAUUGGUCAUAGUUCUGUUCUAAAAUUAUUUUUACAGCAUUUCAUUAUAAUUACGUGAGAUGAGAUUUGACUUUUUGGAAUUCAUGAGAUGAUCUCUUCUUCAAAUUUCAGUCCUAAUUAAUCUUGACUGCCUUUAAGACUGCUCUUAAUACAAUAUUGUAAUGUUUACAAUGUCACACUGUUCACUUCUUUUUUUUUUCUGCCAUACAUCUUCAUAGCAUGGUGUUACUGAGCUGAGAUUCUGUUAUUUGUAAAACAACAGUGAAUUAUUUAGUAGGCUGCCACUGUGUUUGAUAUUGGUAUCACUUUCAACAAAGUUAUGUGUUUCUUCUUAAAAAAUAUUUUAUUCCUGAGUUGUUUCCAGCUGACAGGUUGAUAGAUGACCCUUACAAAUGGCAUGCACUGUCAAUGAUGGAUGUUUCUGGAAAGAAUUUGAUUGUUUAUACCAGCAGUACAAAGGAUUAUUUCCCCAAAGUUAGUUUAUCAUAAGAUACAUAUGGAUUAACUGUUGUGAAAAUUCAUAGAACGUAAAACUUGCAAGAGUCCCCCCAUUUAAAAAUAUUCUCAUGUAGGAUUUAAUUCUAUUCCUUAUAAAAGACUGUAUAUCUUGGACCAACUGUAGAAAUGCAAACUGUUCUAAUGUGCUAAAAUGCUGUGAAAAAUCAUUAUAGUUACUGAAGUCUGAUUGAACUUUUUGGCACUUUUCAGUGUUUUUUUCCUAUUUUUCAUUUGCACGUAUUAUAAACUUAGUAUUAAGCAACGAUCUUUGUACAGUAAAGGAUAAAUAUAAAUCAACAUAGUAGUUAAUGUUAUAAACACAAACAACAGCCUCUAACCACCAUAUACACCUUGGUCUGUAUGCAGUUUCACAGUCUGUGUAUAUCAAAGCUUGAAUGGAUUAUGUAAUCCAUUUCUUGAUGCGGAUAAGCCUGAUAAACCCAAAUGUCUCUUUGCAUGGGCAGCCCAGGAACACUGCCUAAAGUAAUUCAAACCUUGGACUACAGGAUGAGGUUUGUUAGUAGAUCAAAGCCUUAACAGUUACAUUAAACUUUGAUUCCAUUUAAAAGAUUGACAACCGGAAAACAAAAUCACGUAUUAUCAAACUAAAAAGAUCAGAUAUUGAAAAUAACUGAUUCCCUAAUCAAUGUA
Messenger RNA from Protopterus annectens (West African lungfish), 2860 nucleotides. RefSeq names its product mab-21 like 4 (gene MAB21L4). Lineage: Eukaryota; Metazoa; Chordata; Ceratodontiformes; Protopteridae. The transcript has 5 exons. The record is from RefSeq and is a predicted model, not a curated record. The coding region runs from base 64 to 1401 and encodes 445 amino acids.